Molecule: messenger RNA, 2031 nt
Organism: Closterium sp. Naga37s-1
Lineage: Eukaryota; Viridiplantae; Streptophyta; Zygnematophyceae; Desmidiales; Closteriaceae
Source: the annotation of a GenBank genome assembly
GAGAUGGCGGAGUUCUUUGAGCGCAACGAGUGCGCGUCGGGCGUGCGCGAGUGCGAGAAGUACAUGGCGGUCGCCAUGGACCACCUCGUCGACGAGUUCCGCGACGCGCUCGUCAAGAUCAGCAAGCCGUUGCCAGCAGCCAUGCUGCGCGAGGUGGCCAUGUCAGCGCACGCAGGCCGCCUCGUGGACCAGCACCAGGGCGGCGCCGCUGCUGCCGCCGCCGCCGUGCUGGCAGGCGCGGCGGGCCCCGGCGUGCCGCGCACGUCCACGGGGUCGUCGUCUGCGUCGUCGCACCUGCCCACCUCUCGCUCGCGCACCGCCAACACCACCUCCUCGCCCGACUCAUCGGGGUCGUCGUCCCCCGUGGGGGGCGGGUCUGCCAUGGCGCACGUCCGGUGUCGGCCGCCACGCACCUGGCGCUGCAGGACUGGCUCAAGGUGUCGGGCGGAGGCCAUUCAGCGGAGUGUAGACGCGCUGGACAUCAAGAGAGUGCUGACGACAUCACUGGAGGAGAUGACGUGGCAGCAGCUGGAGGCGCUGUAUGAGGGAUGGGUCACGGACAUGCGAGCCAUGUUUCCUCCUUCUCACUCGCCUCUACUUCUCCUCCCUCUCACUCGCCUCUACUUCUCCUCUCUGCAUGUCUGCCACUCACCACUGCCGGUUGUUGGUGCUGCGGGCAGUGAGCGCGUGCUGUGUGACGAGAUAUUUGACUCACUCGAGCCCGACAGAGAGCUCUGCUACCUCUCCCUCAUUCAGGUGACCCCUGCUUCCUCCCACCUCAAUCUCUUCGCAAGCCUGUUCCAGAUGUCUCCCCACCAUUGCGUUCGCCUAAGUCUCCUUAUUCACCUUAAACAAGCCCUAUCCCUCCUUCCCCCGUUCCGCCUCUUCCCUCCCCCUGCGCGCAGGCAGAGUGGGUUGGCGGCGACGGUGGAGGCGGUGGUGAGCAACGGGCGGGUGGUGGCGUCGGGGCGCAACCACACCGGAGCGCCUCUUUGCGCUGCUCGACAUAUAGAGGCGGUGGUGUCGGUGCCGGGGUUUGGCAGUGUGCUGCGCGAGAUGGAGCGGCUGCCGCGUGACCUGGCGGGGGGCGGUGAUGGACACCAUCGGCGAGUUCAAACGCGUUCUCGGGAGCCGCCCGCCCACCACCAGGGCGCACAGCCAGGACAAGAAGAAAGGUGCGAGUGCGAGCAGUGGGGCGGACACGGGGCCGGUGGAGGAGAUGGAGGUCGCCACGGCGCCACGCACCACCCUCACCUCCUACGUCGUCAACUACAUGACAACCUCCUCGAUAAGUGCGUUGUGGAAUCGAGUGUGGUGCAGAUGAAACGAGCAAUCUGGUAUGUGAGAAUGGAUAGGAUGGAUGCAACGCAUGGAUGUACAUGCACGGUCGUGAGCAGGCAGAGCAAGCGCAACUACCCGGUGACGUUGGAGUAUCUGCUGCUGGAGUACGGCCGCAGCAUCACCUCCACCGGCCCGCCGACGCCACGGCAGCGGCGCCUCAUCACGCGCAGCGGCCCGCAGUACAAGACGCCCUUCAGCGGCGCUGCUGUGGAGCGCCGGUCGGGGCGCGGUGGGGCCAGGCAGCGCUGGGGCAGCGUCGGACGGCAAGCUGUCAGCGGUGGCGGAUCUACCGAGUGGAAGGAGGGGCAGAUGCUGGACAAGUACAUGAUCCACUUCCGGGAUGCCAUAUCGCACGCACUGGAGGAGACAGCAGUCACGGGGGGGCUGCUCAAGUCAGUGAAUGAGCACACGGAGGUCAAGGCCAAGUUGAAGAAGUUCAACACAGCGUUUGAGGAGCUGGCGAUAAAGCAGGCGGGGUGGAACAUCCCCGAUGAGGACCGCCGCAAGAAGACCCGCAGCAGCGUUGCCCGCCGCCUGCGAGAAAUCUACUCCGCCUUCCUGCUGCCCUACAGGGAGGAGCUGUGUGAGUUCAAGACGUACCGCUAUUCACCGGACGCCAUAGAGCGCGUCGUGCUCGACUACUUCUUCCUCGCCACUCCCUCCAGAGGCCUCCCCAUCUCCUUCGGAUAG